This is a messenger RNA of Emiliania huxleyi CCMP1516, 1610 nucleotides long. RefSeq lists its product as hypothetical. NCBI's taxonomy places the organism in Eukaryota, Haptophyta, Isochrysidales, Noelaerhabdaceae. Bases 1 to 1335 code for a protein of 444 amino acids. The transcript is spliced from 9 exons. The record is from RefSeq and is a predicted model, not a curated record.
AUGACAGUGACGGUGUUGGAGAGCCAGCUGCCGCUCGUCGACGCGCCGCCCUCCUCCUCCUCUCCGCUCCGCUCCGGCUCGUCCCGCCGCUCGAUCCUCGUCGCUGACCGCGCCACCUGCGACCUGCACGUCCUCGGCCUCGACGGGCGGCUCCGUGUCUGGUCGCAGCACGAGGCGACGCUCCGCUGCGUGCGGACGCUCGCGCCGGCCGUCGUCCCUCCCCAGCUCGCCGCGAACCCGGGCGCCUUCUGGAGGCACCCCUCGCGCACGCAGGCGCAGCUCGUCGCAGACGCCUCGGGCGGCUCCGUCGCCGCGCCCUCGCUCCCGCCGCCCCUGAUGCGAGACCCGCUCGAGCUGCUCGCGCCGACGACACCCGGCGAGGGGCGGCUGAUGGCCGUGUCUCUCGGGUACGAGUCGCUGACCGCGCUGCACGCGCUGAGCCCGGAGGAGCGGCGGGCGCUCGCGUCCGAGGCUAGCAUGGCGCCGGGCCACGCGCGCACGCUCUCCCUCUACCUGGACGGGAGGCUGCAGCCGCCGCCCGAGCCGGCGGCGGCGAGCAGCGCGGCGGAGGCGGAGGAGGAGGAGGAGGUUGCGUGGAUGAUCCCGAUCCCGGCGGCGGCGCUGCGGCAGCCCUCGGCCGACGCUGGGCGAGUGACGCACGCGGCGGCGUCGCCCUUCGCGCUCGAGGUGCCGGCUCGCCCCGACGAGGCCGUCGUCGCCUUCUCCUUCGCCUCCCCCUCCGCCGCGGGCUGGGCAUCGCUCGCUGUCUGGGCGCAGGCGGCGGCGUGCGGGCCGCAAGGGCCGGGGAUGGCGGGGCCGGGGCUAGGCUCCUUCGAGCCGGCCUCCCUCGCGAGCGGGGCGGUGCAAGGGCCGAGCGGCUCCAACUUGGUCUGCCUCGGCACCGACCGCGGCGAAGUGCUGCUCUGCCUGGAGGCUGGUGGGCUGGCGGCGGUGCGCGAGGCGCUCGAGGCUGCGACGCAAAAGGCGCUGUACGCCGCGGCACUGCAGUCCAACCUCGAGGCGCGUGCGGCGCUGCUGCGCAACCUGCUACGCUCGCCGGGCCUGUGGCCGCAGGUGCCUCUCGCGCCGGCCGAGCGAGCGCAGCACGCCGCGCUCGGCAGGUUGCAGCAGCGCGUCGCCGCCCUCCGCCCGCAGCUGCGGGCGGUGGCCGCCGCCGGCAAAGCCGCGCCGCCCCUCGCCGCCCCCGCGCCUGGCGGCGCGAGCCUCGCCGGCGCGUCGGGCGAGCUCGGCCGGCAGGCGCAAGCGAUCAGCAAGCUCGUCUCGGAGGUCAAGGCGUCGCGGUCGCUGCUCGCCGAGGCUCUGGCGCAGGCGUAGAGCGGAGGUGCCCCGAGGGAGGGGUUAGUGCAGGGAGAGGCGCCCGGCCAGGCUGGGUGCGCGGCGAGUUAUCGGCCUGCUACGCUCUUGAGAGCCCCCCCUCUACAACUUUUCAUGCUGUCCACGGGUCGUUCACCUUUCACACGUGUGUGCAGCGAGGUGAGAGGAUGCAGACUGGGUGUGUGCCCCUGUGGCUGUGCGCCCCCCCCCCACCCCCCCUGGGCAAAUACACAUGUCCACUCACCCACGUCGUUACGUCAGAGUAUUCGUGAAUG